This is a messenger RNA of Rhincodon typus (whale shark), 2181 nucleotides long. Its product is annotated as monocarboxylate transporter 13-like. The coding region runs from base 480 to 1928 and encodes 482 amino acids. Gene Ontology annotation, biological process: monocarboxylic acid transport; transmembrane transport. Lineage: Eukaryota; Metazoa; Chordata; Chondrichthyes; Orectolobiformes; Rhincodontidae. The transcript has 7 exons. Gene Ontology annotation, molecular function: monocarboxylic acid transmembrane transporter activity. The record is from RefSeq and is a predicted model, not a curated record.
GUUUGGGCCGCUAGAAUUUUGCACUGUUACAGUUAACCCACUAUACAAAAGGCAAACGUUUGAAAUUCCCACCCAGUUAUGGUGAGCCAUGAACAGUUGAUGGUGCUGUCAACAGUGGGAAGAUAUUAAUUUAGAAAACAGCUUUGGGUAGAAUACACCAAUGAGUCUGGUUUGCAAGCAGUAUCAAGGUGAAGCAUCAAUUAAUUACGAGUAUGGUACGAUAAGUACCAGGAGCUGUUAUCUACCAGUUAACACAGCAUAGUUUUCUUGUGAUUUGUUCUCUGCUGCACCCAUUGCCUCCACCCUUGCUUCGUCUUUUAUUGCCAGUUUGAAAGGUUUCCUCUGAAUGUUUCUAACGAAGAGCACACAUAUCAGACGGACUGAACAGUUGGAACACAGCCUGUAUAUAGCACUCUGCUUGACCCAGACAACCACUUCAACUUGAGUGACUGUUAACAGCAGAUUCAAAGCAAGUUGCAAUGUCAAGGGAACUCGAAGCUGCUGACUCUGCUGUAGAGAAGCCUGUUGACAGUCCUCCCACUCCAAAAUACACAGACGGUGGCUAUGGAUGGGUUAUAUUAGCAUCUUGCUUCGUUAUAACUGGAUUGUCGACGUCCUUUGUGAAAACGUUUGGAAUAUUUUUUCUUGACAUCCAAGAAUACUUUGAUUCACUCGCCUUUAAGAUUUCCUGGAUCACUGCGAUCACUGUGGCUGUAUUUCACGUGUGUUGCCCGAUAGCUAGUGCUCUCAGUCUCCUGUUGUCGCACCGAGUCAUCAUCAUCAUCGGUGGCAUACUGUCGUCACUGGGACUACUGCUUGGAUCCUUCGGCUUCAGUCUGUUGGCAAUGUAUCUCACAACGGGUUUUCUCACGGGUUUGGGUAAUGGAUUUGCUUGGGUGCCCUCAGUCAGUCUGGUCACGCAGUACUUCACAGAACGGAGGCCACUGGCCAAUGCCAUUGCCAGUUGUGGAGAAUGUGUCUUCACCUUCAUCUUCACACCAUUCUACCAGUGGCUUGUUGACCAGAUGUCAUGGCGACAAGCAAUGAUAAUCAUCGCUGGAAUUCAGCUGAAUCUCUGUGUCUGCGGAGCUCUGAUGAGACCGUAUCAGGCACAGAAGAAAAGUCAGAAUGCUACGUCACCAUCUGCUGCCACCUCCGGGAACGAUUUGUGUGGCACAAGCACGAGACAAAAGAAGAACCUUGCACAUUUUUUUGACUUGCCUCUUCUGAAACAACCAAAGUUUAUCUGCAUGAUCUUCUUUGGGUUUUUCUCAGUUGUGGGCUUCUUCGUUCCUGCCAUCUAUUUAAUUCCUCAUGCCCAAAACAUUGGGAUCGAGGAUUUUCGAGCAGCUUUAUUGAUGUCUUACUGGUCAGCAGGUGACCUCAUUGGGCGACUUGGGUGUGGUUGGUUGGCCAACUUGCGCCUAAUGAAAUCAAUCCGCCUGACAACAAUCAUGGUUACAAUUUUGAGCAUAGCUCUCUUGAUUUUCCCUGUAGCUAAGAGUUACACCCUGCUUGUCAUCUUCAGCUGUAUUUCUGGGUUCUUCUUUGGGACCAUGUUGGCCCUUAUUGUCACCCUGCUGACUGAUGUGAUGGGUGUUGACAAGCUGGACAAUGCACUCGGGCUGAUUAUGUUCUUCAGGGCAAUUGGGUGCCUUCUUGGGCCUCCACUGGCAGGGUUUCUGGUGGACAUUACAGGAGACUACGGUAUUGGGUUCUAUGUUGCUGGAGGAGGGCUGUUAAUUGCAGUUGCCUUCCUCAUUCUAGCUGACUACUUCUUGAGUCAUGAGCAGAAGUACAGCCAAAACACAGUGAAACAGAUGGAAAAGUUUAUUUCUGAAUGUCAAUCCCAGGAAGAUGUAGAGAAAGAAAAGCUUGGCACCGACCAAACAGAGAGAGAUCCAAUGAAUGAAGUUUCUGAAAAGUAAACCUGUGCAAUGUUUAGACUUUCCCUUUGGAUGAAUCACUUCACUUGUGGAUCUUGCAGACAUGGUGAUGAUGUGAAACAUUCUUAGUGUUGGCACACAUAAGGAUGUAAGUUUAAGGCACUAUGACAAAUAGCAAAAGUUCAUAUCACUACCGUGUACCAUAGCUCCUCAGUGAGUGCCAAGCAGGCCAGUUGAAGAAGUUGGGCAUUAAGUUUUCAUUAAAUUUACCAUUAAAAGCGAAAUAUUUUGGAAA